CUAUUGGAGUAUAGAUUUUUGGUAGAAAAGCAGGGAAACCAGCGUUAUUUUAAUGUAGAAAAGCAAGCUCAUCAAAACCGGCUCUUACUUUGAAAACAACUCAAAAGUAAGCAGAUUAUUAUAACAUCGUCAUUAACACCAACAAAGGAAACAAACAUGAUACAAACCAGACUCAUGAACAUAAAACAUAAACAUAUAUGCAAGCAUAAUAUAUGGAGAUAUUUAAACAAGUCUUUGACCAAUAUGUCACUUGAUUAGAAGAAGUGAUGCUUUUUCUUCCCCUCGGCUUCCUCUUCAUCUUCCUUAACCUCCUUCUUCUCGUGGUGCUCAUGGAAAGCAUACCCGCCGGAAGUCACCCCCACGACUGCUGCGAUCUCCUCUUCUACCUUGUGCCUGUGUGCGUGCUCCGGAUGCUUCUUUGUCUCAUGCUUCUCAUAC
Molecule: messenger RNA, 438 nt
Organism: Phalaenopsis equestris
Lineage: Eukaryota; Viridiplantae; Streptophyta; Magnoliopsida; Asparagales; Orchidaceae
Source: RefSeq, a predicted model, not a curated record